AAAAAUAGAAAGAAGAGGGGGAAAAAAAACUCCAGGGCUUGUUAUGGAGUUCGUGUGAAGGAAACACGGAUUUCCACCCUUCUUUACCAGUUAAACCAGUAUCUCUGGAUAGAACACACUCAAGUACUUCAACAGUUUUUACCCUUGUGGUCCCUGAUGGCUUCGCACAGUGAUACUCUGGUGGUGUUCUUUGGGGCAACAGCUGGUGCAAAUGGGGGUAAACUGGGUUCGGAUGAGAGGGAAAUAAUUCUCUUGGUGUGGCAAAUUGUGGAUCUACAUGAGAAAAAGGUUGGCAAGCUUCAGAGAUGUCUUGUCAAGCCAGACACUUUGGAGCUGACAGACCAGUGUAAAGAAGAGACAGGACUGACUCUUGAAGACCUCGUCAAAGCUGAGCCCCUGGAUAAAGUUCUGCAACAGUUUCAGCAGUCGGUGUCAUCAGAACUGAAAUGCCUCGGCAGAAGCUCUUACACACUUUGUGUCAACAGUCCCCUUGUCAUCAGACAGGCCCUCCACCCCGAAGCUUCCAAAAAGAAUCUUGUCCUUCCUGAAUGUUUCUUUUCAUUUGUGGAUGCGAGGAAGGAGUUUCACAAAUGUUGCCCCAACGCCGGCCCUGUGCAGAAGCUCGAACUUGCCUCCAUGUUGGAAUAUGUUGGUCUGCCUGCUGUGUCAGAGCAGAUGAUGGGGGUGAGGGAGGUGAGCAGCAUGGUGCAGCUGACACUUCACAUCCUGGCUGAGCCCUACAAUCAUGAGUUCUCCUGUGUUGAAACAGUGAAGUACAAGUUCGAUUCUGGCACAUGCAGCAAAACUGAGCCAGUGGACAGUGAGACAGUGAUCAGAGCGCGAGGACUUCCAUGGCAGUCAUCAGACCAGGACAUUGCUCGCUUCUUUAAAGGCCUCAGUAUUGCCAAGGGUGGUGUGGCCUUAUGUCUUAACGCUCAGGGCAGGAGAAAUGGCGAGGCCUUAGUUCGUUUCAUCAACUCAGAACACAGGGACCUGGCUCUGGAACGCCAUAAGCACCACAUGGGCAGCCGUUACAUCGAGGUCUACAAGGCCACAGGAGAGGAAUUCCUAAAGAUUGCCGGAGGUACAUCUAACGAGGUGGCCCAGUUCCUGUCCAAAGAGAACCAGGUCAUUAUCCGCAUGCGGGGGUUGCCGUUCACUGCCACACCCCAGGAAGUGGUGUCCUUCCUUGGUACCGAGAGCCCAGUUACAGAUGGUACCGAGGGCCUGCUCUUCGUCAAAUACCCUGACGGACGGCCCACAGGCGAUGCCUUUGUGCUUUUCUCCUGUGAAGAGUACGCCCAGAAUGCCCUAAAGAAGCACAAGCAGAUCUUGGGGAAGCGAUAUAUCGAGCUGUUUCGGAGUACUGCGGCUGAGGUGCAACAGGUCCUGAAUCGCUAUAUGUCCACGCCUUUGAUCUCCACACUUCCCCCUUCACCCAUCGUGCCUGUCCCGGUCCUCGCCUCGCCUUCCUUCCUUCCAGCAGCCAGUAGCACUCGUGACUGUGUCCGCCUCCGUGGCCUGCCCUAUACUGCCGGCAUUGAGGAUAUCCUGGAGUUCAUGGGAGAGCACACUGUUGACAUCAAACCCCACGGAGUCCACAUGGUCCUCAACCAACAGGGUCGGCCCUCUGGUGAUGCUUUCAUCCAAAUGAAGUCAUCUGACAAGGCGUUUAUGGUGGCCCAGAAGUGUCAUAAAAAGACCAUGAAGGACCGCUACGUGGAGGUGUUCCAGUGCUCCACAGAGGAGAUGAGCAUUGUGCUGAUGGGAGGAACCCUGAACCGCAGCGGCCUCUCCCCUCCACCCUGCAAGCUUCCCUGUCUGUCUCCGCCUACAGCAUACGCUGCUUUCCCCACCCCACCUGCCAUCCUCUCUGAGGCUGCUCUCUACCAGCCCCCCCUGCUGGCUGCUCCUAGACCUCCUCAGACCACCACACACAGCCCUGCUCACACUCUGGCCUACUACCCCCCUCACCCACACCUGUACAUGAAUAUGAAUAUGAACUACACAGCUUACUACCCUAGCCCACCAGUUUCUCCUUCCACAGUGAGCUACUUUGCUGCUCCACCAGGAGCAAUGGCAGCAGCAGUCGCAUCCCAGCCCCACCAUGCUGCAGCUGCUGCCUCUCCUGUGCUGCCUCAACCUGGCGCCCUGGUUAGGAUGCAGGGCCUGCCCUACAACACCGGGGUCAAGGACAUUCUCAGCUUCUUCCAGGGAUAUCAGCUCCAGCCAGACGCCGUUCUCAUCUUGUACAACUUCAGCGGUCAGUGCAGCGGUGAGGCCUUGAUCACCUUCCCUAGUGAAGAGACUGCCAGGCGGGCCGUAGCCGAGCGCUCCAACCACCCCUUCUAUGGCCAGCAGGUCCACUUGGUCUUCUGUAACUGACCACUAGCCCUUCAUCUCCCUCAAUUUAACCUCCAAUCGAAGAGCCCUCAACUCCCAAAUACAUAUCUUUAGCAAGAAGUUCCAGUUGAUCCCAGUGCCAUUUAAAACCGCUACUGAACCUCUUACUUUUCCAUGAUUUGCCAUUUAUUAAUACACAGCUGACACUCCUGAAGCCACUGCUGGGCAUCUACUGGUGACGCAGCUGAAGUCAUUGAAGCUUCACGCACAGCAUUUCUGUGUAUGUGCGCCUACUGUAAUAGCCAGUUGUGGAGACAUGAUGGUGUGGAGCAUGAACACACCCAUAACAGUGGUUCUGCAAAGCCAAAAGUGCAUGUAUAUUUAAAUGCUCUAUAUAUGUGUCCCUUUAUAAAAUACUGUACAGAUGUUCAUCCUGAAAUGCUUGAGGCUGUACAAACCACUUCUGCAUACGAUCUUUUCUGUAUAUUUCUAAAUUUUCACUCUUUACCACUACAAGAUUUAGAUUUUUCAGAGUUUAUGAUCCUUUGUGUUCUGCAGCUCGACGCAAACACAGAUGUGUGUAUGUGCAUGCGCAAUGUUUGAUUUGAUGGCCUCCAGUAGUGUAGUGGUGCCAUAAGGGAGAGAAAGAAAAGCCAUAGAGACUGAUGUGGACUACUGAAACAACAGAGAGAAUAUCAAACUGUACUUGAUUCAGCUGUAGUGGCAGUAAGUGAAAUCUACAGCGACACUACAGAUGUGCCAGCGUACAAACUAAUUUGUAAAUUUAUUUUCUGUAAAAAGCAUUUAUGUGUGACACAGUGUCAUCUCAUUUAGACCUUUUCCAAGCACUACAGAUUGUUUUGCUCUAAUCAAACAGUUAACUAUAAAAGAGUAGAAUGAUGAAUUGAUUCUAGUUUUAUGAAUCCCACUUCCUUACAAGGGUGGGUGUUUUGUUAUUAAAUGUAAAAGGGCAGAGGCAUAUCCUGAAGCCUUUUAUGAUUGACCUCAGCUACUAGAUCUCUUCUGUUUUGUUUCCAGACUAUUUAUAACGAUCAGUCUGAAACAUGCUUUAAUGACCGGAGUACUGUGUAAAAGCUUUAUUUUUCCUGUGACAGGUCCGCUGACCGCUGUCUUAGUUUUUUUCCUCUUGACUGUGCCUACAUUACCCAGAGUGCAAUACUGGCCCAAACAAGGCGAGGUCAACCUCUGGUGGCAGAGGAGAUGUUUGUUUCUUUUGUUGCAAGUUUGAGACUUGUAUGAAUUUAGAUCUGUGUAUAAGACUGUAAACAAUAAUAAUAAUAAAAAAAUAUUGACAAUGA
Messenger RNA from Larimichthys crocea (large yellow croaker), 3662 nucleotides. RefSeq names its product epithelial splicing regulatory protein 2 (gene esrp2). The record is from RefSeq and is a predicted model, not a curated record. Gene Ontology annotation, molecular function: RNA binding. The coding region runs from base 157 to 2385 and encodes 742 amino acids. Lineage: Eukaryota; Metazoa; Chordata; Actinopteri; Sciaenidae. The transcript has 16 exons.